Molecule: messenger RNA, 2568 nt
Organism: Anoplophora glabripennis (Asian longhorned beetle)
Lineage: Eukaryota; Metazoa; Arthropoda; Insecta; Coleoptera; Cerambycidae
Product: sodium/potassium-transporting ATPase subunit beta-2
Exons: 7
Coding region: 16-963 (315 amino acids)
Biological process (GO): intracellular potassium ion homeostasis; intracellular sodium ion homeostasis; potassium ion import across plasma membrane
Cellular component (GO): sodium:potassium-exchanging ATPase complex
Molecular function (GO): ATPase activator activity
Source: RefSeq, a predicted model, not a curated record
UGCACACAUACUGCGAUGGCGGAUAAGAAAGUUAACGAGUUCUACACUCGGCCACCCGUACUUGGAAAAUGGGAGAGCUUCCGCCAAUUUCUGUGGAAUUCGGAGACCAAGCAGUUCCUAGGAAGGACAGGAGCUAGCUGGGGGAAAAUCCUGCUGUUCUAUCUAAUUUUCUAUUCAGUAUUGAUAGGAUUUUUCGCUGCAAUGUUGGCUGUGUUUUAUCAAACCUUAGAUAUGAAGAAGCCCAAAUGGGAGCUAAAAGAAUCGUUAAUUGGAGAUAAUCCAGGUUUAGGUUUUAGACCCAUGCCUCCAGAAAGUAAUGUAGAAAGUACAUUAAUCUGGUACAAAAGUAGUGAUAAAGGAAAUGUACAGUACUGGCAAAAUCAGUUAAAAGAUUUUUUGAAAAUUUACAAAAAAGAGAAACACCCCUAUGAUUCAAAUAUUAUGACAUGCGCGGAUUUCCAAAAUGCAACAGAUGGUAAAGUUUGUGAUGUACCAAUGACCGAGAGUUGGCAUCCCUGUCUGGAAGAGAGUGGCUUUGGUUUCGGUGAUCCAAAAGGAGGACCAUGCAUCUUCUUGAAGUUAAAUAAGAUCUACAGCUGGAAGCCUGAGUACUACGAAUCGUCAGACCUACCAGACGACAUGAGCGAACAUUUGAGACAAAAAAUCAGGAAGGCGCAAUCAAAACAGGAGCAUAAAAUGGUAUGGAUCACCUGUGAAGGAGAAAAUCCUGCUGACAAAGAAAACAUUGGACCUUUCCGUUACAUACCUCGAGACGGAUUUAUGUCGCAAUACUUCCCGUUUAUGAAUCAGAAUGGCUACUUAAGUCCAUUAGUAGCCAUUUACUUUGAGCAGCCCGAACGUGGCGUUCUUAUCAACAUCGAAUGCAAGGCUUGGGCGAAGAACAUCCACCACGACCGCGCGGACAAGCGAGGGUCCGUCCAUUUCGAACUGAUGAUAGACUAAGCGGCUUCCCCGCAGCUCCACCUUAGCGGCCAAGAGGAGGCUCUAACAACUGCCAUCAAACAAUAUAAACCACGGGGCUCGAUUUUUUGUAUAAAAUUAAGUAGAUCAAGGAUGAUGACGGUCUAGAUAGUUUAGUUCUAUAUCAAUUAGUUCACAAACCAUAGCAGUUUGGAAUUUUAACUCUGCCACUGUUAGAUGUAAUUGGUUUAGGUCGCUUUUGGCCACCCCUGUACUCGGCUUCGGCUGGUCCACGGACCCCCCAUUAGCGUCCCGCAGGGGGGCGCUGGUGGGAUCCACCAACUUACUGCAUAACAAUAAACAGCCAUUUUCGUACAGUUUUGCUGAAACCGUGCUACGUAUCGACGCAUUACAAUAAUAUAAUUGUUAUUAAUUGUAUGGUAAGGGACACUUGAGUAUGUUCUGAUGAAAGACGAACCGUCUCCGUGUUGUGAUAGGGCGAUUGUGGAAUAUGAUUUAUGUACAUAACCUUUCGUUGUAACUUUAGAUUAUGCAAAAUCCAUGUGUAUUUGUUUUAUAGUAAUUAUUAAGCUCAUUUUAGGCAUUAUAUAUACAUAUAUUAAAAGUAUAAAAAACUAUGUGUUAAGCACUGUUACAAUGCUGUAGUUCUAUCGCAGAACAAAAGAUUAUGCAAAAUUAAUAAGAUAUUGUUAUACAUAGUAACUACUUAAGUGUUAAUUGUACUUCAUAGAGUUUAGAUACUUAUAUAUUAGGUAAUAAUCAGGUUUAAGAUUUUCGAAUGAUACUACCACCUGUUUGCAAAGUAGGACUGAUUUCUUUUGGGGUGCAUUUUGCAUAUCAAGAUGGGCGAACACUCAGCCCAAAUUAACACGGAUAGUGUUAAUAUUAAAUUUUGCUACGACACACUUCAAGCGCACAAACAACUCUACAACGUUCAUAUUCCAAAAGAAGUCACCAGCGGGUGAUGCACGCAAGUCUGGCGGGUGUACGAUAUAUAAUAUACAGUUGAAAAAUUAUUUUGUGAUAUUCCUACACUACUCUAUUUAACAGAGAAGUCGUCUAAUAUAAACUAACUUGUAUAUGAUUCUUUCUAAAUUGUUAAUACGACUAGUACCAAAAAAUUGAAUAUUAACACUAUCUCAACUUAGAUUAUAACUGAGAGAAAUAUUGUACAGAAUAAUAAUAUCUGUUAUUAUUUAAAGGUGGACAUUGUGCGUCCGCUAAUAUUAAAAUUAAAGACUAAACGCUAUAUGGUCAUUGUUAAUUUAAAAUUCUCAAUUCUAAAUUAUAUAUAAAUUGUUGUUAAAAGUCAGUUAUAACCUAAGAUCAGCUAUACAAGAUCUCAAUAAUUAAUGGCGGACCUGCCGUUCACCAAACGAAAUUAAAAAAAUAAAGAUAUUAAAAAUUGUUUUCGCUAUGUACUUACACAUUGUUAUUCCAGCAAUGUAUAAUAUAAUAAAUUAUAAUUUUAAUUCUAAUAUAUUGUACCUAUAUGGUCUAAUGUUGGGCACAGUCUGGAACUUCAUGUUAUAACUUCAUGUCUUACCCAUAUUGUGCAUCGACGAUGCACGUUUCGAAUAAUUUGAGUAUGCUUUAAUGUAAUUUUUUUAAAAAAUAAAUAUUAAU